AUGUUGGUUGGCGAUGACAUUGGCGAGAGCACGGAGGGGACAAAGGUUGAGGUUACUCUCGGGGACAUUGAUUUGGAUCAACCUACAGCUGUGUUAUCUCAGUUGAACGUUUGGUUGAAUGAUGAAGGUCAAGGUGUGGAACGAGGGGUCCAAUUACGGAAGAGGAAGAGGAUUAUUCCUAUGUGGAAGAUCGUUGAAGCUAGUGAAGUGGUUCAAAAAAAUUUGCCAAAGACAACCGGACUUCGGACAUUAGACCCAAUGAAGGCGAUUCCGCAUGAUGAUAUGGUGAAAUUGCUUAAACUUUGUUCGGAAUGGCGCACACCCUCGACUUUAGUGAUGCAAAUGUGA
This is a messenger RNA of Prunus armeniaca (apricot), 348 nucleotides long. NCBI's taxonomy places the organism in Eukaryota, Viridiplantae, Streptophyta, Magnoliopsida, Rosales, Rosaceae. The record is from the annotation of a GenBank genome assembly.